AUGGCGUUUCUCAUCCCCUUACUGCUCCCACACAUCGUCGAAGCAGGCGCGAACAUCGGCAUAGGCAUCUCCAAUGCUAUACAAGGCGACCACUCAAAUGUAUCGUUCCAGAUCGGCGGAAAGGUCUUCACGUCCCGGAAGAGCUUUGAUCUAGGGAGUUUGCCGCCGGAGCUGAGGGUGCGGAUACUGCUCGAUGCGCUGCAGGAGAGCGUUGACUACAUCCAACCCGCUCCUCUAGCAGUGGACCCUCUUGGCUCACGCUAUCUCGAACUGCAGCGUCAGAUCCCACUUCACGCAGGACAGAAGAACUACCGGUCCAUCUAUGGCGAUACAGUCUCCGCUAAUGGAUACCCGAUCAGUAGUUGGCGGUGGAGCGGAGUAUGUCGCGAGUGGCGAGAUGAGCUUCGGGCAGGAUUGUGGAAGGAUCUUGAGGUCGUGGGCCAUCGACCGUGGAGGAACCUACUAGCUAUGAUCGAGUCCAAGAAGGGCGCGGCGGAUAUACUCAAGCUCGCCAAGACUGUAACGCUCCGGGAGGGCUUCGACUCUACCAGCGAUCUAUAUGCCAUUCUCUCUUGUCCAGCUCUAGAUAGCCUGGAGGCCAUCUCCAUCCUGCCCGAUUACCCCACUCCCUUCCACCCCUUCAUCCCUCCGAUCCCCAGCUUCGCAUUCGGCUUCCAGCUCAUCCGGACCCAGAAGGACCGCCUGAAAUCCCUAGUCUACGGCCUCCCUCUCGAAAGCUCCACCAACGAAGCAUCGCGUCAACAGCUCGCCGUCCUCCGCCCUCGUCACCUAACGCUCUCCUUCGUCCGGCCCACCAUCCCCCUCUUCAAAGAGCUCGCGGGUCUCGUAGGGUCCACUACCGAGACGCUGGUCAUCCAGUACAUCCCCGCCGGUUCAGGCAGACUCGUCACCUCCAAUAUCCUCCUAUGCGAGCCGCUCCAGGACUUCCGUAAAAUCAUCAUCCACCUCCACCUCCCCAGCCAGCGAUACGAGAUUCCCGGUCCCUUCGGGCAGCGUACCUUCGUACCCCAGAAAGACCCGCAGGUGAUCUCGGAGUUUCUCGCCAGCCUCAUCAGUGCGCUGGAGGUGGAAGAGGAGGAGGUCAAGGAGCGGUAUGAGGUAUGGAGGGUCGAAGGGUGGGAUAUACCCGGUGCGGCCCAUCAGGCGACCAAGAGGCGGUUGUGGCCGGAGAUAGUGGAGGUUGAGGAUGAGAAGAGGGAGAUGGAGGAGGUGGUCAAGGAGAUGGCGGAGGCUUCGGGCAGCGGGGCAUCAGGUGGAGGGUUCUUGGAUAAGAUGAUGGGCAAGCAGGCGGGAGGAAGUGCUGCGCCGCCGAAAGAGAAGGAGAGGCAGCAUUGGGAUAGGGAGACGAAUUUGAGGUUGUUGGGUGGGCUGGUGAAUCUCAGGCUGGAGAGUAAGAAGCACUGA
Dioszegia hungarica is the source of this 1425-nucleotide messenger RNA. RefSeq lists its product as uncharacterized. The record is from RefSeq and is a predicted model, not a curated record. The coding region runs from base 1 to 1425 and encodes 474 amino acids. Lineage: Eukaryota; Fungi; Basidiomycota; Tremellomycetes; Tremellales; Bulleribasidiaceae. The transcript is spliced from 5 exons.